UGGUGGAAGCAAACUAUGGCUAUUGCUUAAUGACUGCAGAGAGAGAAAGAGAGAAGCUUUAUAGGAUCAUUUCGGGGGGAGAAUAUUUGGUCAACUCGAAGACGAUGCUAUGUGAUGGUCUUUCUACGUGAUGGAAUUACACUGUAGACUGAAACUUGUAGAUGAGGAUUCACCACUACAGGACUUUUUCUUGGGUUCCUAAUGACCUAGGGAUUGGACCCUGUAGGACAGGAGACUCCAGUGAGGUUUUUAUUUCAGGCCGAGCCCCGAUUGGACGGCUGAUGCCCUUACGUGUUGUGUGUGAAGGACAGUUUGGUUUUAGAUCGAGUCCUUAAACUGACAGCCACCGAAGCUCUCGAAAUCCUUGUAGAUACAGAAGGACAGCUGCUUCUGAAAGUCCCGGAUUAUCACUCUUAUGGAGGAGGACAGGACAAAAAAGUGGAGGGGGUGAACGCCGGCUGUCUUUGAAAUAUAUUUCAGGUGGACAGAGAUUGUGUUUUUCCAACCUCUAUACUUGCCAGAGGACACUGCUGCUACACAACGUGGACAUCAGAAAACAUGCCUCAUAGUAAGGGUUCGAAGUAAGGGUGGAGAAUGAACCUGUGAGGAGUGACCAUCUCGGGAGAUUUGAAUGGACUGGAAUGGGUAGGCCGACCCCUAGACGUUAUCUCUCAAGAUCUCCAGACAGUGUCCUCUUCAAGACCGUGCUUCUGCUAAUUUUCUGGGAGCAAGUGGAUGCGCAGUGUAAAAUUGUGAAAUGUAACACGGAUUAUGUUGCCGCCAUAUCGAAUCCAAGGAUCUCCAACAAGAACGCUGUAUUCUGCAACGCCUUACGUGCAUAUUCCCAGUGCACUCGUAACACGGCCCGGACCUGCCGCGGAGACUUGGUGUACCACUCUGCCGUUCACAUCAUUGAGGAUCGUAUGAUUCAGCACAACUGCUCGAAGGUGGGGCCCACCGCUCCACCCAGAAGGCAGCUGCCGCAGCCUCUUCCCAAUGGUCAUGUGAAGCAGGCCUGUGAUUAUGACAAGGUCUACCGAGAAAAACACGAGAUUGAUCCCAAGUAUCUGCACUGCGGGGUUUUUGGGGACCCCCAUGUUCGCACUUUCAGUGGUGACUUUCAAACUUGCAAGGUGAAGGGGUCAUGGCCUCUUCUAGACAAUGAAUAUCUGUUUGUCCAGACAACCAGCACACCGCUUCAACCUUCCUCCAAUGCUACAGUCAUCAGCAAGCUAACGAUCAUCUUCAAGAACAUGAAGCAGUGCAUUGACCAGAAAGUUUACCAGGCAGAAGUGGGCAACCUUCCAGCAGCUUUCGAUGACGGCUCUGUCAAUGGCGGCAGAAGAGCAGGUGGCAGCAGCCUCACCAUUCAUGAGAAGGAGCCUGGGAAGUACAUAGAGAUCCACGCUGCUUUCAUAGGCACCACGAUCCGUGUGCGCCAGCUGGGCAGCCAGCUGUCAUUCUCCUUACGUAUGGCGGAGGAGAUCUCUCAAGCUUUUCGCGAAGAGCAGGACUUACAGCUCUGUGUAGGUGGCUGCCCAUCCAGUCAACUGAUCUCAAGGACUAAAGACCUCAGCAGGACUCACUUUCUGAGCAUGGAGAGCGCCCGGUCGCUGUGCAGGGAGCGGCUGGCCGUAGAAGACAUGUAUUUUGAAUCGUGUGUGUUUGACUUGAUGGCGUCAGGGAAUGUCAAUUUGACGGACGCAGCUUUUCACGCCUUGGAAGAUGCCAGAGAUUUUCACCCUGAACCGGGAACACUACAUAUAUUCAGCAAAGCGGAGAGUAGAGCAGGGUUAUCGCUCAGCCUGUUACUUGUGCUCACUCUCAUCGGGAAUAUAAAUCCCUUUGCUUGAACUUUCCAAAAUGGAGGGUGUUGCUUAUCAGCCCAUCAGGAGCGUCUCUGCAUUUCUAGCCCUUUCUACGUAAAACGACCGGUUACUUUGUAAAUGUAUUGUUCUUCUGCUGAUUUUCAGCUACUUUAUGUUAUUGAGCGGUUUUCAAAAUCUUGCUGGUUGCCCUUAGAAACAGACAAAGGUUUAGCCCCACCCUGAUGUCAGACAUGUGACAUAACGCCUAGCUUUUACGGGUAUGUUCACACUACUUUCAUUUUGUGGAUUUUCUGCCUGUGAUGAAAACCAUGUAAAAUCUGUGCCCCACUGUUUUCAAUGGGACAUGGAUGUUGCCCAUCAUUUAAAAUUUACGCCAAGUACUGACAUCACGUCUUAAUGUAGAAACCGCAAUGGUUUCCCAAAAGUGGAUUAAAUGUGGCUAAACCACAUGUGGACCUGCAGCACUUCAAUCUGCAAGUGGGAUUUCUGAUGCAGAUUCCGAACUAGGGCUGUGUUCACAUUGCGCUUUUGUCAUAUGUUUAACGUACACAAAAAAAGUAUAUGAUAACAGAUGCCUCAGAAGAUGGCAUCCAUCACCAUAGAGUUCCAUUAAAUAAAACGUUAAUGAACAUAUGACAAAAACGUGAUGUGAACCAUACUGUGUAACUGAUAUAUGAGCCCCCACAAUGCACUGCACUCUAGAAGCCACCAGAAAUUAGCCUAAAGGGGUUGGCCAAGUGCUGGGAGCACUUAAUAGAAUAACAAAUACUCAAUUUCAGCUGACCCUGGUGGUCCAACCCCACUGCUGCUCUGGUCCCUGCCAGUCUCUAUCCACUCCCAGUCCAGUGCUGCCGCUGCUCCGGAUCCUGACAGUCUCUGUUCACUUCCGGGCAGCAGUCACAUUGAAAUAAGUCAUUGGCCACAGUGGUCACAGGCUUAGACAGCACGCUGCUGUUUUUUUAAUUCACCAAAUGCCCAAAAGACGCAAUGCUGGCUACCUGCACUUGCCACUAGAGGGAGCUUACUGAAUACUGCAUUGUUAUUAAGUUCUAUGUAUAAACAGUAUGUAGAAAGCUCUUUAGCUCCCUCUGCAGGCAGCCAAAAUAUUGCAGUCUUCUGAACCCAUGCAGGGAUUUGGAGCUCUGUAGCAGUAAGAUAAAGCUCUGGCUGCUAUAAACUUACAUUAAAUAAUUAACCAGCGCAACACGAUGAUUAACCCCUUAAUUCUGUAGGACGUAUGCUUUAGGCCAGGGCUGGCCAACCUGCGGCUCUCCAUCUGUUGCAAAACUACAACUCCCAGCAUGCCCAGUCUACCUACAGCUAUCAGCCUACAGCAGGGAAUGGUGGGAGUUGUAGUUUUACAACAGCUGGAGAGCCGCAGAUUGGCCAGCCCUGCUUUAGGCGGUUGUAUGGAGCAGGAUCACAAGCUGAGCUCGCUACAUACAUGGCAAGUGCCGCCUAUAUAAUACAGCAGACACCUUCUUGCAGUGACCGGAAUUGGAGAUAACUCAAGAUCCUAUUCAUUUAACCCCUCAGAUGCCGCGGACGCUAUUGGGGUAAGAGAGAGGGAGGGGGGCUCCCUCUGUUCUUUGAUCGUUACCCCGCGGCUCUGAUUGGUUGCUAUGGCAGCCUGGGGGUUUGCAAAGGCUGCCAGGCCUAUCAUAGUGAGCUGCCUGUAAAAAUCCCAUAGACUGCAUUACAGGCUAUGGAAUAAGCGACUAGACGAUUGUAUGUAAGGCGACUAAAAAGUACAGUUAGAAAA
Messenger RNA from Bufo gargarizans (Asiatic toad), 3591 nucleotides. It is a transcript of the gene HJV, whose product is annotated as hemojuvelin BMP co-receptor. The record is from RefSeq and is a predicted model, not a curated record. Gene Ontology annotation, biological process: BMP signaling pathway. Gene Ontology annotation, molecular function: coreceptor activity. Gene Ontology annotation, cellular component: plasma membrane. NCBI's taxonomy places the organism in Eukaryota, Metazoa, Chordata, Amphibia, Anura, Bufonidae. Bases 642 to 1853 code for a protein of 403 amino acids. The transcript is spliced from 4 exons.